CCACCCACCUCCUGCUAGGGCCAAGGGAGCGGGGAAAGCUGCCCGGAGCCGCCCCCUCUCAGAGCUGGAUGCGGGGGAGCGAGCCUGGAACAAACCUUGCCUGAGCUUGUGGGCAGAGCCGGGAGCAGGGAAGGCUGGGAGCAGAAAAGAGGCAUUUCACGCUGCCGGCUGAGUCACCCCAAGCGAAUAAAAUCAAGGCCAGGCAGUCGGAGCCGCUCCGAGCGGAGGCACGAGGCACCGGGACUUUUGGACAGACCUUGCAAACUGCAGGCAACUCGGAGAAGGAUGUUUUCACCCUUGCUCAUCCUCCCUCUGCUGCUGAAGACCACAGCAUAUGGCCUGGUGAGCAGAGCAGCAUCCAGGGAUGUCACCACCUUUUUCCAGCUGGCUCAGGAAGACACUUGGGAGAAUGUUAAUCUCACCAGCAUGUCCUGUGAGGAUCGCAAGAACAGGAUGUGGAUCACCCUGCAGCUGACCAACAACAGCCUGACAGCUUUCCCCGUCUGCCUUCCAGAGGCCCUGGAGACCUUGGAUCUCAGCAACAACCUCUUGGAAGAGGUGAAUGGCACAGAGAUAGCAAACCUCCCACUGCUGCGUGUCCUCUCGCUGAGCCACAACCACCUGUGGUCAGUGAGGUGGGGAUCUGAAGCCCUCAGCAGUCUUGUCAAGCUGGACUUGAGUUUCAAUAAGCUGUCAUCUGUGCCAACCUGCCAUGGCUCUGCCCUGCCUAACCUGAAGUGGUUGUCCUUGGCUGGAAAUCCACUGAUGGAAAUCCAGCCACUGGCGUUUUCCUGCUACCCUCAGCUGCAGGUCUUGAACCUCUCUUUAACGCUGCUCGGGAAGGAUAACAGCAGAGGAAUUAGAGACUCUGCUUUUGCCGUCAGCACAGAUCCCAAUGAGGUCAGGAACAGGUCUGGAAACUCCAUCAAUGUGCUGGAUCUGAGUGGGACCUUAUUCGAGAAAAUUCAACCAGAGUGGGCCAGAGACUUGGCCAACCUCAGAUCACUUCACCUGACAAACAUGCCGCGGUUACGAAGCCUCGACAGCGACUUCCUCAAGUCUCUGCCUGGUCUCCGAGAGCUGCACUGUCAGGAUUCUCCUUCCCUGGGUUUCGUGCAGACAGAGAUGUUUGACAGUGCUCCUCACCUGAGCCAUCUCUCAUUUGAGAACUGUAACCUGAGUUCUUUUAAUCCUUGGAACACCAAUUCAUCGGGUGGCAUCACCAUCAACUUGUACGGGAAUCCUCUGCUGUGCAACUGCCAGCUCUCCUGGCUGCUGUCCAAGCCCAACAAAGUCGUUCUGCAAAAGGCUCGGGAGACUUUUUGCACAUCCCAGGAAGAUUUGGGCAGACCUCCAACAUCUUUUUCUCUGCUGGAGCUCUACAAUAGAUGCCAGUCAGAGAGCAAUGUCACACUGCCCGAUUCAAACACAGCCCUUCCUGAUCAUGAUGCUUUCAACUUCACCAGUGACGAUGCCUCUUCUGUAGUAACAACAGACUCCGCUCUGCUGACCGAAGAUUUGACUCACACCAGCUCCCUAAUCCAGAGGGAUGCAAGGAGCACAGCAGCAUCCAGCCCAACACUGACCAAAGACACCUACACCAGCUCCCUAAUCCAGAGGGAUGCAAGGAGCACAGCAGCAUCCAGCCCAACACUGACCAAAGACACCUACACCAGCUCCCUAAUCCAGAGGGAUGCAAGGAGCACAGCAGCAUCCAGCCCAACACUGACCAAAGACACCUACACCAGCUCCCCAGUCCAGAGGGAUGUGAUGAGCACUGCAGCAUCCAGCCCCGCACUAACCAAAGACACCUAUACCAGCUCCCCAAUCCAGAGGGAUGUGAUGAGCACUGCUGCAUCCAACCCAACCGAGCCGAUCCUAACAAAGGCAAACAGUUCUUCCCACGAGGAGGAGGCAGUUUCUGAAGCCACAAGCCAUCCCCCUUCCUUGGCAUCUGUAACCUCGUUCCCAGUUUUUCUCCAAGAGCUCUUUGCUCAGUCCUCAGAUCACGGCUCCACAAGUCGAGCUGGAACAGAACAGCUACAGAGAGGGCUCAGAACAACCGAGACAACAUUCCCCCGGGAAGGGCCAUUCAACCGGACCACCAGCGAUUAUUCCACCGGAGGAACAGGAGUCCCCCACACCACCAACCAUCACAUUCACUCCUUUGCCACCCAUGCCAAGGAAGGAGCCCCCCAAACGAGCCCCCCACAGCUGAACCCCACAAGGAGCAGUGCCCGCUCAGAGCCUGCGCCCUCCACAGCGUCACCGCAUUACACCGAUGACUACCAGGACUACGAGGAUCCACCAAAGGAAACCCCGGCGCAGAUGGCCCACACUGCCUGUGACUACAACCCUUGCAGGCACCUGCAGAAGCCGUGCAGGGAACUCCAGAACAUAUCCCGGUGUUCAUGUCCUGGCACGUCGAGGGAAGAUGAGAUUCCAGACCCACCCAGGCUCAGAGAGGUGAUGGAAAUCACUGACAGCUCUGCACAGAUACGUUGGUGUGCCCCAUAUUCAGUGGUUCACAGCUAUGAGCUGAUGCUUCGUGCCCAAGACACCGAGGACAGGCAGAUUGUCAUGAACAACAUCUACCCCACGGCCAGGCAGUACACUCUGUAUAACCUGCUACCAUUCACCACUUACCACAUCUGUGUGACUGCCUCCAACAAAGCAGGGUCAAGCCAGACAGCAAACCAGGAAAUUCCAGGUAAUUCGUGCACCAGCUUUAAAACAAAACCCAGUUACAAGUAUGUUUUUGCUGGUCUGUCUGCAGCAAGUGGGCUCUUUCUCAUUACCACAAUUAUUUUGUCUGUAUGCCUGUGUAAGGCAUGUAAAAAGCCUCAGAGUGAGCAGUAUGGUACACACUUAGUCUCCUACAAGAACCCAGCAUUUGACUAUCCCUUAAAACUACAAGCCACUAAUUAGCUAUGGGUGAUUGUUGCACACAUUCAAAGAUCACUAUCUCUAUCACCUUGGUGUGUUUUUGUGACACUCUGAGAAACAUCCUUCAGCAAAACUAUGAACCAUCAGAUUCCACAGCCCUGACAUUUCUAAAGGAGAGAAAACCAGCAAAAAAAGAGAAAAACUAAUAAUGAAGGUAGUCAACCAGAAAAAAGGUCUUUGGACUCCUGUGCUAAGCAGCAGCAAGCCUGGACACUAACUUUGAAAAAUUGUUUUUGUAAUCACCUACAAAUAGAAAGUAGCAUAAAUUUCACAGAGUGAGAGGCUGCCUGGCCAGCUGUCUGCCUCCAGUAUUUCUUAUGAGCACAGUCAAAUGAGAGCUGUAAUUCAAGGUGCAUUAAGCUGAGCAAGACACUCUGCUUUCAUUCACAGAGCAAAGCUGGGGGUUCCAUUUCUUAAAGGUAUUAUCCAUAAAGAGAGUAUAGCUGAAAGGAGUGAGUGGGCUCAGUGACAAGGUGCUGCGCAGAUCUAACUCCUCUAAGUAAAUGCAGUGGAUGCACAUGAUCAACCUUACUUCAGCUGAGGAAAAAGAAACCUGAAAUUUAAUUGUAGUCACAGAUUGUGUGGGAUCCUUAAUGCAGGGGUAAUCGUGUUGUUCUGACUUUUUAUGAGGUUAUCAACAAUUGAGCCUCCCAAGUGCUUCCCCAAAACAAGCUCACAUGCAGUGGGGGGUUGGCAGCACAGCAGUGACCCACAGAAGGGGGAGGGGAGCAUGUUAACAUUUGCUUCCCAGUGGAUUCUGAGUAGAGAGGAUGUUCUGCCCCAAUCAUCCGUCCCAUCUACAGAUUUAGCAGCUGAUGAUUUACCUCAUACAGAGGCAAACAGCCAAGUAAUGAGGCAAUUUAAUGCAUGUGCUGCUAAGAGUUGGAAAACCCAAAUCCCCUGCACUAGCAGUGGACAGUUCUGCAGACACCUUCCAAAUGAACUCUUGGGUGCCAAUUUCUGUACAAUAAUAGUAAGAGAUGCUGACAAUCCCAACUUUGAGCUUGCUGUUAGAAACCAAAAAGGUGUCCCAAUCUCCUAUUUCCCCAUAGGUUUCAGUUCCAGGAGCUGCCUGUUCCUGCUGCUCCACAGUGCUGUACUGCGUAAGAGUCUCUGUUCUGUUCUUUUGGGGUUUUUAAUGCUUUCAUUAUUACAGGAAUAAAAGCCACAGAGCUAUGUUCUGGUUUUUUGUUCAAGACAUGGAUUUGUUGUUUUUACCAUGUACAAUGUUAAACCUGAGGAAUUAACUCCUGUUGUUGUUUUGUGAUGAAGGUUCAACAUGUAGUAAAGAAAUAUUUUUAUUAUGGAA
Molecule: messenger RNA, 4255 nt
Organism: Prinia subflava (tawny-flanked prinia)
Lineage: Eukaryota; Metazoa; Chordata; Aves; Passeriformes; Cisticolidae
Gene: LRRN4
Product: leucine rich repeat neuronal 4
Exons: 5
Coding region: 286-2928 (880 amino acids)
Cellular component (GO): plasma membrane
Molecular function (GO): protein binding
Source: RefSeq, a predicted model, not a curated record